AUGCCCACAGCAUGCCUGGCUGGCCAGUGUGGCCUCAGUUUCCCCUUGCUCAGUGGCACAGCCUGGCCAAGCUGCCUGUUGCUUUGCAGUGCCCUGCAGGAGCAGAAGGGCGAGCUGCGCAAGCGGCUGUCCUACACCACCCACAGGCUGGAGAAGCUGGAGACAGAGUUUGACUCCACCCGUCACUUCCUGGAGAUUGAGCUGCGCCGAGCUCAGGAGGAACUGGACAAGGUCACUGAGAAACUGCGCAGGAUUCAGAGCAACUACAUGACGCUGCAGCGUGUCAACCAAGAGCUGGAGGAUAAGCUGUACCGGAUGGGCCAGCACUAUGAAGAAGAGAAGCGGGCGAUGAACCACGAGAUUGUGGCCCUCAACAGCCACCUGCUGGAGGCCAAGGUGACCAUUGAUAAGCUGUCGGAGGACAACGAGCUCUAUAGGAAGGACUGCAAUCUAGCGGCCCAGCUGCUGCAGUGCAGCCAGAGCUACGGCAGGGUCCAAAAGGCGUCCAGCAGGCUUCCCUCGGAGUUCCAGCAGCGUGUGAGCCUGCACAUGGAGAAGCAUGGCUGCAGCCUUCCUUCUCAACGCUGCCAUCCGGUCUACGCUGACAGCGUGCCCACCUGCGUCAUGGGCCAGGUGCUAGAGAAGCCAGACCCUGGAAGUCUGUCCUCGCACCUGUCGGAUGCCUCGGUCUGCGACCUGAGCUUCUGCGAUGGAGCCGGAGCCGAGAAGUCGGGCGCGCGUCCCCAGUACAAGGAAGACAUCUACUGCAGCGACCAGGCUCUCUACUGCCCCGAAGAGCGUCAGCAUGACCGGCGACCCGGCGUGGAGACGCCAGUGGCCGAGGUGGGCUUCCUGCGGGGCCAGAAUUCCACCGACAGCGCGGCGGAUGAGGAGGAGGAAGCCGAGGCCGAGGGGGCAGCCUUCCCCGACGCCUACCGCCGCCGCCGCGAUGCCUUCGCAGGCUACGCGGCGUCGCUGCGCACCUCCAGCUCCUACUCCAGCUUCAGCGCCACGUCCGAGGAGAAGGAGCACGCGCAGGCGGGCACGCUGACCGCCUCGCAGCAGGCCAUCUACAUGAAUAGCCGCGACGAGUUCUUCAACCGCAAGCCGCCCGCGGGCGCCUACGGGAGCAGCCCUCGCUACCCCAGGGCCUCGGCCACCCUGGCCUCCCCGCUCGAGGCCCAGGGCGCCCCAGGUUAUGCUCGGACUGUGUCUCCGUACCAGGCCGACUCCUACCGCUUCCCGACCUCCCCAGGUCCCCAGCCGGCUCUGAUGCCUCCAAACCUGUGGAGCCUGAGGGCCAAGCCAAGCGGGAACCGGCUCGGAGGAGGAGGCGAGAACAUUCGUGGCCAGUGGCGCCCCGUGAGCGUGGAGGAUGUCGGCGCCUACAACUACCAGCCUGGCAACGGAGGAGGAGGCCGCCGUUCGCCCUUCGCUGACCGCUUCUACCGUGGAGGCGGCCGCGGAGGCCGCAGCAGCCCAGGCAAGGCCGAGGGCCGUGGCAGCCCCCUCUAUGCUAGCUACAAAGCUGAUAGCUUCUCGGAGGGCGAUGACCUCUCCCAGGGUCAUCUGGCUGAGGCCUGCUUCCUCCGCAGCCCUAACCGUUCAGUUGACCCUGGCUACGCAGCCAGUGAUGGGGAUGGGGAUAGGCUGGCCGUGCAGCUGUGCGGGGCUGCCAGCAGCCCCGAGCCCGAGCAUGGGUCCCGGGAUUCCUUGGAGCCCAGCUCCAUGGAGGGCUCUCCUGAAAUGCACCCUCCUAACCGUCUCAGCCCCCAGCAGGCCUUCCCCAGGACUGGAGGGUCUGGGCUGAGCCGCAAGGACAGCCUCACUAAGGCCCAGCUCUACGGCACCCUGCUCAACUAACUGCUCCAAGCAGGAUGCAGUCAGUUGCCCCCACCUGCCCUGCUCCAAAUAGGAAGCAGUCGGCCCCCACGUGAACGACCCCUGCCAAGGAACUCUAGUUCCUUUGACCCCCUUACCAACACCCCAGUAAAACCUGAAAGAGCAACCCUCCCUGCUAAUCGUCUUGUUCACCCCAGCCUCUGCUACAAGCG
Cricetulus griseus (Chinese hamster) is the source of this 2054-nucleotide messenger RNA. Lineage: Eukaryota; Metazoa; Chordata; Mammalia; Rodentia; Cricetidae. The record is from RefSeq and is a predicted model, not a curated record.